CUGCGAGCAUGCGUAAUGACGAUUUAUAGUGGGAAGAGCUUUUCUGUCAACAACAGGGAAGCUACGGUCAGGUCGAAUCUGAGCAGAGGAGAGGCCAUACCAUAUGGGCUCAAAAACGGCUUUCCAAAUGUAAAGAAAAUGCUAAUAACGUUGUGCUACGUCUACCUUUGGGUGCGCUUUCAAAAGUGCUACACAGUGGUAAUUCGGAGCACCCUGCACAGAUUGUGCGGGGGGAGCAAAACCAAUGCCAGUAACGUUAGCUUCACAUUCUGUGCCUUGAAUCCACUGGGGAAGCCUCGACUUCAGAAAGGACAACCAACCAGCCUGCAAAGUGUCAAUAAGCAGCUCAGUCCACCUCUGCCUGAGGAGGACGUUUUUCUCAAGUUGGGCGACAAGGCUAUUUACAUAACCGAACCUCAGGCAUGUGAGGACCUCAGCAAGUGGACUCUUUUGUGGGGGUCCUCUCUGAGUUGUGGCCCGCGGAUAGAGAACAUUUCUUUCAUCAUAGAGGCUACAUCAGGACAAAGAGUGGGCAGCCAGGCUCAUCACACUACAGAAAAUAAAAAAGUGCUGAAGUGGUCAGACUACUGUCUGCCUUUGGCCUGUAGCCCAGUGCAGCCGUUCAGGGCCGUGGCUCAGGCCAGCGUUGACAACUUCAGCCGCCUUGGGGUGGCGUUUAUGGAAGAUCGCCUUCAGCUGGACAAUGGACUAGUGCCUUCAAAGAUAGUCUCUGUCCUGCUCCGAGAAUCUGCAUUCAAAGAACUUCUGGAGAAGGGAAAGUCGGAAAAGCACAUCUCUUCCCUCAACCUCAAAAAACAGACUGAGAUCAUCCUCUCUGAGCCUUCUCCCUGCGAGUGGGAGGUACUCUCAGUGAGAGGCGACCUCCAGCUAACACAAAAUAGGAAGUGCAGCCUGCUCCAACCGCCAGAGAUCCAGAGGGCUUUAGUGGAAAGACGAGGCUCCGAGCCCCUACGAGGAGUCAGCCCUGGGGUGGACAGCGGGGACAACUCACUUGGCAUCAACCACCAGCACAUGGAGGGCCACGGCCGCCACCUCCACCUCUCCAGCUGCCACGAGUGCCUGGAGCUGGAGAACAGUACCAUCCUUUCCGUCAAGUACGCCUCGGUCGACAACAUCCCUGACCUUCCCGACGACUACGCCACGUGCACGGACAGCGGGGACGAGACUCUGGACGAGUUUGAGGAGGACGAGGCAGAGAGCUUUGUUGGUCAAAGCCGGCGGGUCAACGUUACCGGGAAGCCCCCCAACGUGCUGGUGUUCACGGGUGGCUGCCAGGAGAGGUUCCAGAGGGUGCGUUCGCUGCUGGGCGAGUGCAUCGACAUGGACAGCUACACGGUGUACCCCCUAAGGCCCCAGCAAGCCCUCAGUGAACCCUGGCUGGAGAGUGCAAUCCUGCUAGUGCUGGCCUCAGACGAACCCCUUACCCCCCAGCUCCAGGCCCGUUUCCUUGCAUACCUAGAGCAGGGUGGCAGGGUCCUGGGGCUCUCCUCCACCCUCUGCCCCACGGGGCUGGCCCUGGUGCCCAGGAACAGCAGGAGGAGCCAGAUCUGCAGGCUAAGCUUCACCAAGGCUGAUACCACAGAGCUGGAUCUGAGCGUGCUUGCCAGUGGGAGUGUGUUUGUCAGGGAGCCGCAGAGUGGUGGGGACCCUGGAGAGACGGAAGUCUGGGGGGAGCUGAAGUUGGACGGAGAUGGUGGAGACAAGGACAUGGUCAUCGUCAGGGUGACGCGUGGAGAGGACCGAGGGGAGGCUGUGCUGUGUCAGGUGCACCUGGAGACGGCCCCCAACUCUGAAGAUAUUGUGUCGUCUCAGGGUUUUGACGAGCUGAAGAUGAGCAAUGCGCGGCGCUACGAGGUCCUGACGGAGAUCAUCACCUCCCUGGGCCUGAGCUGUGAGCAGUGUCAGGCCCCGCCGGCCAGCCCUGUCUACCUCCUCGCCACCUCUGAGGAGCGCAGGGCCAGCUUCCUCAAGUGGCUGCACACCCAGUUGGACAAAGAAGGGCUGCUCAAGUGUUCCAAGGCAUUCCUCAAAGUAGUCCCCAGCGCAGAGCUCCAGGCUGGGCCCCCCCUGCUGCCCAAGGGGACCCUGGCCCUGGUCACGGACGCCCCAGAGGCCCAGAGCUGGGAGCAGUUCAGCCUGCAGACCUACAGCCAGCACCUGGAGACCCGCACGCUGGGACGGACCCUUCUCUACACUCAGGUCACCCCUACCACAAUGGACCUACUAGAGGGGUUGAUGCUCCAGCUGCCUGAGAAAAUGGGGUUAACUGCUAUCGCGGCUCGACAGACCCAGGGUAGAGGCCGUGGGGGGAAUGCGUGGCUAAGUCCUCUGGGAUGUGCCAUGUUUAGUGUGCAUGUGCAAGUGGCUGUGAGUUCCAGACUGGGCCAGAGGAUCCCCUUCCUGCAGCACCUGGCUGCCCUGGCCGUGGUGGAGGCCGUACGCACCCUUCCCGGUUACCAGGACAUCGACCUAAGGGUGAAGUGGCCUAAUGACAUUUACUACGGUAACCUGAUGAAGCUAGGAGGAGUGUUGGUGACAUCAACAGUCAUGGGGCCAACCUUCCAUCUCCUCAUUGGCUGUGGCUUUAACGUCAGCAACAGCAACCCCACCAUUGCCAUCAACGACCUGGUGAUGCAGCACAACCGAGAGCGUGGCACAAGCCUGGAGGCCCUUAGCUCAGCCCAGCUCAUUGGCCGCACCCUCACCUGCCUGGAGCAGCUCAUCUCUGACUUCCAAGAUCGGGGGUCAGAGGCCGUCCUACCCCUCUACUACAAGAGAUGGGUGCACAAUGGGACCCAGGUGCGUCUGUGGAGUGAGGAUGGCCCCCAGGCUGUCGUAGUGGGCCUCGACGACAACGGCUUCCUGCAGGUGCGCUCCGAGGAGCAGGGCGUGGUCUCCGUGCAGCCUGACGGCAACUCCUUUGACAUGCUAAGGAACCUGGUGGUCACCAAGCAACGCUAGGACCCUGUAAGGAUCCCUAUAGAGUAGCCCCUCCUGGUUGCCUGAAGGGCAUUUUAGCCAGGGGCAUCAUGAAAGAAGAUUAGCCAGCUCCUAUGUAGCUUGAGUUGGAGAUACUCUUAACUAUUUGUGAGAUCUCACACAACUAAUCUGCUAGGGAAAAAUACUACUUAAUUUUUUUCUUGUUUUUUACUUGAAAAAAUAACGAAUUGACCUAUCAAUUACUUAUCUGCAAGUAUAAAUACAAAUGUUCGCUCAUUUUACUUGAUAGAUUGGCUGAAACUUAUUGGGAAGUAAAGCAUCUGAAAACGUUUGUUAGGAUACAAUUCCAUGGUAUUUAGGUAGCUGUUUUUAAAAGUUGGCCUGUUUAGUGUAGUGCGGUGGUAGUGGAAUUACUUGACUAGUUCAUGUAUUACAUCAGGGUUUCCUAACAGCAUACAUUUUGGUUGUAGCCCCAGACAAGCACAUCUUUAUUACAUGAUCAAAUUGUAGUUGGCAGCUACAGGAUUUCUAAAAUACAGUAGUUUAUGAAGAAUACAAAAUUAGUUAUUCACCCAACUCACUUAUAUUCAAUAUAUAUUGUACAAUAGCAUGGUUUAAGUGUAAUAUUUCCAGUAAUUUUGUGCAAAGGUUGUGAAGUCAAAUUGUCAACACUGAUUAUUUCCUUUUGUAAUGUAGUAUUCCAUGUAAUAUCUUUAGUUACAACACUCAAAGGCUCUCGAGAAAGUGCUGGAGGUCAAAAGUCUUUUUUUCCAGAGGUGUUGACGCGAGUGCUAUUAACAUGUUAAAACACGUCUUUAGCUUAUCGCUUGGAAAUGUACCAAAUCUGCUUUGCGUAAAGACAUUGUGAUGCUAUAUUGACAUGGGAGGUCACACUUAGAUGCAAAUGUAUUCACUGAGUGCAAACACAAUGUGAUAGACUGCCCGAAGGCUGGCACCUAAUCCCAAUUGCUGGACUGUUUAGCAUUGUUUGCUACUGAGCUACGGGAUAACCCAAGCCUGUUGCGCUGAGUCAUGUAUUAACUUAUGUUAUCUUAGAACUCCAAUUUAAGAACUAUAAAUUCAUAUCACUUACUUCAAGCCUUGCAUUUGAUGUUUUGGAGGUUACAGUGAUAUGAUUUUGUUACUCUUUAGGACAGGCAUGCUGGAUUGCAUUCCUGACUUUAAGUUUCAGAGACUAUAACUGAUACACAAUGUCUAACAUAAGAUACAUAUUUGUAAGAUAAAGAGGUGAUCUGUAUAUUUUGAUAAUACACACAAUUGAUGUAAAACAUCAGCACUCUAUAACUAUGUAAUUAUGUAAUAAAGGAAUACUGGUUGCAGUUGUUUGAUGAAGAAACUGUUUGGUAAACAUAUAUAAAUAUCAAUUAUCUUGUCAUUCCAAUAAGAGCUAUUAUUAAAAACCUAUACUGAAAUAAA
Salmo salar (Atlantic salmon) is the source of this 4398-nucleotide messenger RNA. RefSeq names its product holocarboxylase synthetase (biotin-(proprionyl-CoA-carboxylase (ATP-hydrolysing)) ligase) (gene hlcs). Gene Ontology annotation, cellular component: cytoplasm. Gene Ontology annotation, molecular function: biotin--[biotin carboxyl-carrier protein] ligase activity. Gene Ontology annotation, biological process: protein modification process. Lineage: Eukaryota; Metazoa; Chordata; Actinopteri; Salmoniformes; Salmonidae. The record is from RefSeq and is a predicted model, not a curated record.